CUCUUGAAAGAUCUGGGCUGGGUUUCAUCUCCUGUUUGAUUUUAAGUAGUUACCUCCAUGAGAACUGACUUCAGGGUGUUCAUCGAGGGAAGCAGAGUGGUCCCCAUGCUGGAAAUGAGAAAGCAUGACAGUUUCUGAGACUUGACUCUUAGUGCUCGGAGGUCCCCCAUACCCAUUCAAAAUGCCUUUUAAAGCAUUUGAUACCUUCAAAGAAAAAAUUUUGAAACCUGGAAAGGAAGGAGUGAAGAACGCCGUGGGAGAUUCGUUGGGGAUUUUACAAAGAAAAAUCGAUGGGACCAAUGAUGAAGAAGAUAACACUGAGCUGAAUGAAGAAGGAAGGCCAGUGCAGACUUCCAGGCAGAGGCCCCCACUCUGCAACUGCCACUGCUGUGGCAUCCCCAAGCGUUACAUCAUUGCCAUUAUGAGUGGGCUGGGAUUCUGCAUUUCCUUUGGGAUUCGCUGCAAUCUUGGAGUUGCCAUUGUGGAAAUGGUCAACAACAGCACUGUAUAUGUUGACGGAAAACCAGAAAUUCAGACAGCACAGUUUAAUUGGGAUCCAGAGACAGUGGGCCUUAUCCAUGGAUCUUUUUUCUGGGGUUAUAUUGUGACACAAAUUCCAGGUGGUUUCAUUUCAAAUAAGUUUGCUGCUAACAGGGUCUUUGGAGCUGCCAUCUUCUUAACAUCAACAUUGAACAUGUUCAUCCCUUCUGCAGCCAGAGUGCAUUACGGCUGUGUCAUGGGUGUCAGAAUUUUGCAAGGUCUAGUGGAGGGUGUGACUUACCCAGCGUGCCACGGGAUGUGGAGUAAGUGGGCACCACCUUUGGAGAGAAGCCGACUGGCCACAACCUCUUUUUGUGGUUCCUAUGCGGGGGCAGUGAUUGCCAUGCCUCUGGCUGGGGUGUUGGUACAGUACAUUGGAUGGGCCUCUGUCUUUUAUAUUUAUGGUAUGUUUGGGAUUAUUUGGUACACAUUUUGGCUGCUGCAGGCCUAUGAAUGUCCCGCUGCUCACCCAACAAUAUCCAGUGAGGAGAGGACCUACAUAGAGACAAGUAUAGGAGAAGGAGCCAACGUGGUUAGUCUCAGUAAAUUUAACACACCAUGGAAAAAAUUUUUCACAUCGUUGCCAGUUUAUGCAAUCAUUGUGGCAAAUUUUUGCAGAAGCUGGACCUUUUAUUUGCUGUUAAUAAGUCAGCCUGCUUAUUUUGAAGAGGUCUUUGGAUUUGCAAUAAGUAAGGUGGGUCUCUUGUCAGCAGUCCCACACAUGGUUAUGACCAUCAUUGUGCCGAUUGGAGGACAAUUGGCUGAUUAUUUAAGAAGCAGAAAAAUUUUGACCACAACUGCUGUCAGAAAAAUCAUGAACUGUGGAGGUUUUGGCAUGGAGGCAACCUUACUCCUGGUGGUUGGCUUUUCCCAUACCAAAGGGGUGGCCAUCUCCUUUCUGGUGCUUGCUGUAGGAUUUAGUGGCUUUGCUAUUUCAGGUUUUAACGUCAACCACCUGGACAUUGCCCCGCGCUAUGCCAGCAUUCUCAUGGGGAUCUCAAAUGGAGUGGGAACUCUCUCUGGAAUGGUCUGUCCCCUCAUUGUCGGUGCAAUGACCAAGCACAAGACUCGUGAGGAAUGGCAGAAUGUGUUCCUCAUAGCUGCCCUGGUGCACUACAGUGGCGUGAUCUUCUAUGGGGUCUUUGCUUCUGGGGAGAAACAGGAAUGGGCUGACCCUGAGAAUCUCUCUGAGGAGAAGUGUGGAAUCAUUGACCAAGAUGAGUUAGCUGAGGAGACAGAACUCAACCAUGAGAGUUUUGCAAGUCCCAAAAAGAAGAUGUCUUAUGGUGCCACCACCCAGAAUUGUGAAGUCCAGAAGGAGAAAUGGAGAGGACAGAGAGGAGUGACCCUCGAUGAGGAAGAGCUGACAUCCUACCAGAAUGAAGAGGGAAACUUCUCAGACACAGCCUAGUGUCUGAAGGGCACUUCCAUCUUCUCCUCACCUUAGAACCAGAAAGUAUCCAUACCUAUUACCUUCCCCAUAGCCUGGCUUGCCGGAGAGUCAAUAUGGGGACACUGGAGGUAGGAGGGGGAGGAAAGGAAACCUGACCAGCAAUAGAGAAGAGAAAAGAAAAAUAUCUUGCAAUGACACUUAUGGGUAUGGAGCUUGCUCUCAGUUGACAAAAUGGGUAUAAAAAUAUAAUAUUUUUGGAUUGUCAGUAGACUCUUCUCAAAGAAGAGUUCUCAAAGUUCAGUUCUCAAAGCUCUGAACUUAUUCAGAAAGGAAUGACUAGAAGAAUAAGGGAGACAAUACCAUGCGAUGCAAAGAAAAAUCGAAGGAAUUGAGCAUAUUUGGCCUGGAGCAGAGAAAACAAGAGCUGUCAUCACAUUUCUGAGGGCAGCCACGCAGAAGAGGGUUUCCUAUUCCUAAUAAAGGCUACUGCCCAUGGGGACCCUGCAUCGUGCCAGGAGCUUUAUAAACCUUCUCAUUUCAUUUCCACACCUCUAUGACAUACAUUUAUCAUCUUCAUUUUACAACUAAGGAAGCUAAAGCAACACAAUAUUGAUUUGUCUGAGGGCCAGGGCUGAGAUUCACAGGGUCCAAAAUAGGUGGCAGUCUUGGAGAAGUUUUCACCUCAGUAUAGAGAAGGCACAUUUUUUUAAUAAUGAAAACUGAAAAUGGAGAGGGUGGUCUUGUGGAUAAUUCCCUAUUUUGGCAGGCAUGGAGAAUGGGAAACAUCUGCCAUAUCAACAUCUGGUUUGAUAUGGCAGAAAGCAUUGUCAUUGUAGCAGGGGCUGGAUUCAAAGAUCCUGGGUUCAGAGAGAGGUUAGACCAUAAAAAAGAAAAGAACACAAAAAGAAAAUAAAAAGGAAAGAAAGAAAAGGAACAAUGAAAAGGGAAAAAGCUGAAUAAGAUGGCUAAAUUUCUAAGAAUCUGGUGUCCAGAAUGGCUGAGAAGAAGUAAAGAAGGGUUUGGCUGAAUUUCAACCCUUCAAAAUAUCAAGAAUUUAGUUAAGUAAAUAAUGUCCCAAAUUACUUAUACAUCUUUAAGACAUUUAGUAAUUUAAGAAAUUGGUUCACGUGUUUUAUUAGGUAAAAUUCUCUUGAAAGAGUCUUCUGUUUUAAAAAACGUAUGUCUUUAGACAUUUCUGCUGGUCAUAUUUGGAAGUUUGAUCAAACUACGCACAACUAUGAUUGAAGUAUUCCUAAUGAGUGUAUUUGGAAUGUUACUGAGGAAAACCAUAAUAAUAUGGCAGUAAUUAUAUAGGGAAAUGAAAUGAGAGCAUGACAGAAAA
This is a messenger RNA of Lynx canadensis (Canada lynx), 3275 nucleotides long. It is a transcript of the gene SLC17A8, whose product is annotated as solute carrier family 17 member 8. Bases 182 to 1951 code for a protein of 589 amino acids. Gene Ontology annotation, biological process: synaptic transmission, glutamatergic; regulation of synapse structure or activity; neurotransmitter loading into synaptic vesicle. The transcript has 12 exons. Gene Ontology annotation, cellular component: excitatory synapse; synaptic vesicle membrane. Gene Ontology annotation, molecular function: neurotransmitter transmembrane transporter activity; L-glutamate transmembrane transporter activity. The record is from RefSeq and is a predicted model, not a curated record. NCBI's taxonomy places the organism in Eukaryota, Metazoa, Chordata, Mammalia, Carnivora, Felidae.